AUGGCCAAGGAAGCCCCCGCCCGCACUGGUCUGGCCACUGGCCUGAACCACGGUCACAAGACCACCGCUCGCGUUGUCAAGCCCCGUGUCUCCCGCACCAAGGGCCACCUCAGCAAGCGCACCUCUUUCGUCCGUGACGUCGUCAAGGAGGUUGCCGGCCUCGCUCCCUACGAGCGCCGUGUCAUCGAACUCCUCCGCAACUCCAAGGACAAGCGUGCCCGUAAGCUCGCCAAGAAGAGGCUCGGUACCUUCGGCCGUGCCAAGAGAAAGGUCGAGGAGAUGACCCGCGUCAUCGCCGAGUCCCGCCGUGUCGGUCACUAA
Colletotrichum aenigma is the source of this 321-nucleotide messenger RNA. RefSeq names its product 60S ribosomal protein L36 (gene rpl36). Gene Ontology annotation, cellular component: ribosome; cytosolic large ribosomal subunit. NCBI's taxonomy places the organism in Eukaryota, Fungi, Ascomycota, Sordariomycetes, Glomerellales, Glomerellaceae. Gene Ontology annotation, biological process: cytoplasmic translation. The record is from RefSeq and is a predicted model, not a curated record. The transcript is spliced from 3 exons. Gene Ontology annotation, molecular function: structural constituent of ribosome. The coding region runs from base 1 to 321 and encodes 106 amino acids.